Molecule: messenger RNA, 2690 nt
Organism: Acanthochromis polyacanthus (spiny chromis)
Lineage: Eukaryota; Metazoa; Chordata; Actinopteri; Pomacentridae
Exons: 2
Coding region: 71-1444 (457 amino acids)
Source: RefSeq, a predicted model, not a curated record
AAAUACAGCCAAUAAUAACGCUUCUUUAAUCCAACACAGCCUGAUUCACGCACAACAGUCAGAUCCCAGAAUGCAAAGUGGUCAGUCCUAUCCCGGUGACCCCUUGCCGAAUGCUCACAUAAACACAGAUCAUGCAGAUCAACCUAGACUUAUCCCAACUGGACACACCCAUUAUAACAGUAAUAACACUUCUCAGAGAAAUGCCAGAACACAGACCUACCAGCAGGAUCCAGAGCCACAUCGGAGGUCUGAUGGGAACUCAGGAAGACGUGAGGUGGGUCUGAACACCUCCCCUCGACAGAUGCCUUGGAAUCGCCUCAGAGGGACACCAGCAUAUCCCAGUGGCAGAGAGCAGACACCAACUGAAUACAUCUCUGACACAGACUACACUACUCAUCCUCCCAUUCAAGAGCCAAGAACACCAAACAGAUCCCGUCCUCGAACUCAGAGCCAAGCUGCUUCCCGCAGCAGAACUCCACUCAGACAAGACGCAUCAACAGUGGACAGGCAGAUAUGGAGGCGUUUAGCUGAUCUUCGACGUCCAAACACUACAAGUGUAACACAGCUUGAGCCCUCACAGCACACACAGAGAAGCCACCACACACAAAGGGAAAGGGCUCAGCAAGACAUCAGAGCCCCGCCUGGUAGCCAGUCUGCCCUCAGGCAGGAAGCCACUCGCAGCAAUAACCCCCAGGCACUGCCUCUCAUGAGCCAGCAGGCCUCUGUGGGCCACUCUGCAGCGUCACAAGGACCCGCAACACAACAGGGAAUAACUGCUCCGCAAGGUGCAGAUACCAGAGCGUUGGCUGAUCCUAAUCACCUUCAACAGGCACACAUGGCCCCACAACAUAGAGCAACAAUGAUCCAAACAUCACCACAAGGGCUGGGCACACAGACACAGACUGUCGUACAUGGUGCCAGCCAACCUCGCCAAGAAGGCACUGCUCCAGUCCCACACCCUUCUGCCCAGCCUAUUCCCAGUAACCUAACCCAGGCUGCACUUAAAGCCCACACUCGAAGGGCCCAGACAUUUCAAAAUCGUAAUCAACAGACCCACGCUGCACUGCUUCACCCUGGGACGCAAACUCGAGCUCCAGCUGCUGGGGCUCAGCACCCACCAACGCCUCCACCUGUUAUCCCCCUCACACAGUUUCAAACCCUCCCCAAAGACCGCACCCAGCAUAAGUCGCCAGCUAGAGGCCCACAGCCCCCUAAACCCCCAGUUAACAUGCCAGUGGCUCAGCGGCAUCUACAGGUACAACAGCGACCUACUGGCCAGCGCAACACUGCCACGAAGCCCACCAACCAUCAUCACCAUCCUGGAAGGAGCCACACGCAUGUCAGUCCGCAAAGGCAUGCCCACGUCCAUACCCGCGGUCACGGGCAUCCUGCCCACUUCACCCACCCAGCACAGCAACAGGCUCACAGAGGGAGACCAAGAUGAUGACAGAUGUCAGCAGACGACACUCUACAACUGUCCCGCAUGCACUGACACAAACCAACAGCUGACAGACGUGAUCCAAUAUACCACCAAGCAAGACUGACUGCACAGACUUCUGCACUCUAAAAAGCUGUCAUACUCUGGUAUCUCAGUCCUAAUGUCAGGUUUUUCUGAAAGAAGUGAACAUGUCUCCCAUGCGAAUGAUAAAAUGUAAGUUUAAAUAUGUUUUUCUUUUUCCUGAAAAGAAACAUCAAACUAUCUCAAAGGAGGAGGCUUAAUCCGACCUUUUAAAAUAUUACUAAAUCAAACAAACUAAAUGAUGCUCAAGUUAAUGUGCUCCGCUCACAACAACCCUCCUCGAAACACACAUUUUCCCAUGUGUUGUACUGUUUCGACUUCUGAAGCACAGUCAUGUAUCAAAGUUUGCCAAGAGCGAGCUUUAAAAAAAAAAAGACAAGUUCAGUGAUCCAUGGCUCCUGACCAAGAUCCCGUCCUCUCAUCCAUUCAUCAGCGGAAAUAAACAACACUCCCUUGACAAAAUGCGCCUCAUGUACCUGCAUGAAUAUCUGCGACUACCUGAGGCGACAGUGCCAGACAGCAAAUGAGGAGGGACUGUGCACAAGAUGGACUCGGCCGCGAGGAAGAGUGACAGUCACAAAAGAUGAAAUUAGCGGGUAGGGGUGGUCUUGAUGUACUUGGAGCUAUUUAUUUUGCGCCUUCUGUUUACAGAUGCCUCUUAUGACACUUCUCAAUUAAGGGGAUUCGCCUCAGUGGUGCUUGGAAAUAAUGCUCAGCUAACUAUGAGGGGGAUCCCUCGAAUGGCUGGGCGCUUAUUAAUUAAAUGGUUUUAUGUGACUUAAAUGACUUGGAAAAUAAUCACACCCGUGCAUGAAUGAGGUCAGUACAAAGACCUGAGCUGUCAUGCUUUCUGCUGAAAAAGCACAGUGUAACAAUUUACUGGGUCGCAGACUGCACAUUAAGAAUGUGGGAACGUCAUUAUUACUUUUACUGAUUAUGUAUUUAUUGAUUUAAAAUGCUUGUUGUUGUUUUUUUUGUAAAUCUCAGGGAUAUGCUUGUGGAUUGAUGAUUUAUCAGGGCUGUUAUUUUAUGUAUAAAUCUGAUUGUAAAACUGGGAUAUAUCCCAUUUCUCUGAGCUGCUGAGCUGCAUUUACUGCCCUAAAAUGAACACACAUCACUGAACGACACAGUUGAAUUGGCUCAUGACCAAAAAAACUGGGCACUGAAGUUU